GUGAGUGAGAGGGAUAGAGAGUAUAGCAGUCAGCAACAUGUAGCCUCGCUGAGUGGAGGAUAGGUCGAAACUGUGUGUGCGCGUGAUUAUCUGCUUUUUGCGGGGGGUGACAUGUUUUCGUUUCAUCCCGAGGACAUUAUCCCGCAACAUUAGAAUCGAUCAGGCUCUAUGCCGCAGGAAAUGUCCAGCGGAGGGAUGGACGGAUGGAUUGUGGUGCACGGAGAGAAGACGCGGAGAGCAAAAAGAGAAGAAGAAGAGUGUUGGGCUCUUGAAAACAGGUCUCCUCUCCUCAUCAGGUGAAGCACUGUGAGCACCUCUCCUCUCUCCCUCCUUCCCCACAGACGUCACCCACUACCCAAAAAUCCCUAAAUCCCACCUGGCCUCACCUGCCAAACCCCAUCUGACAACUGCCACUGGCCCUCCCUUUACCCCAUGGUGGUCCCAAGGCCCGCCCUCUCACUGCUAUUGGCUGUCCUGGCCUGCACGGGGCCUGCACGCCCCUCGCCCCCCCUGCUGCUCCGGCCCCGGGAGAGAGAGAGGGACUCGGGUGGCGUCAACAUCGCCGUAGUCCACUCGGGCUCCUCCCUGCUCCCGGAGACGGCGGUGGUGGGAGGUGCGGGAGUCGGCGAGCCGGGGCCGGGGCUUGGAAACGGUCCGGGCGGUGGUGGUGGAGGAGGAGGAGGAGGAGGAGGAAAGGGAGUAACGGAUACAGCUUUGUUGGAAGGAGAGGAUGCCAUGGCCUCGUUUUCCUCCUCCUCCUUGUCAGCCCUUUCGCUGGCAGCGCUCGUGGGGGAGACGGUGAUGACGCCGUCGGGUCAGGCUAACGUCAUCUACCUGGCUGUGAAUGAGAGCAGCCCAGGCAGCCUGCUGCUGCAGCUGUGUGAGCUGCUCGCCACCACACCACUACAGGGUUUGGUGUUUGAGGAGGAGAGACCGCCACCGCCGAACCGCGCUCCUCUGGCCCCCAUGCUGGAGUUUGUCUCCGCCCAGACGGGGGUUCCCGUGGUUGCUGUAGGGGGAGGUGCCAGCCUUGGACGAGAGCCACAGGAAAGUGGCUCCAUCUACCUCCAAUUUACCUGCGCCACCUCACUCCAGCUCGAGGUAAUCUUCGAGGUGCUUGAAGAGUAUGACUGGACCGCCUUCUCUGUGGUGACCACCCGUCACCAUGGCUAUGAGGACUUCCUGGCCAUGGUGGAGGGUAUGACGGAUGGUUCAUUCAUUGGCUGGGAAAAGAAGAGUGUGGUGAUUCUUAAUGUGACGGAUGACCCUGGCGGGGCCCGAACCAAACGGCUGCUCAAGGACAACGAAGCCCAGGUCCGUCUGCUGUACUGCUCCCUGGAGGAGGCUGAGCUGGUUUUCCGGGCAGCCUGGGCGGCGGGUCAGGCCGGGCCCAGUCACAUGUGGUUUGCUGUGGGACCUGCCCUGUCCGGUUUAGGCCUGGAGGGGUUGCCCAAGGCCUUGUUCGCCAUCCGGCCACAGGGGUGGAGGGAUGAGCCACGCAGGCGCAUUGCCAAAGGUGUCUCAGUGCUCACCCAUGGGGCGAUGGCUCUGCGGAGGGACCAGGGGGCCUCCAGUCGGUCGCAGUACGCCGGCAACUGCCAGAGCGACGGCAACCAGACCCACCGAGUGCCAGACAGAAUCAGGUACUUCACCAACAUAUCCAUUGGUGGACGGGACUAUUCCUUCAACAGUGAUGGCUACCUGUCCAAGCCGCUGCUUGAUGUCAUCUCCUACACCAAUGGGAGAGGCUGGGAGGAGGUUGGCUGGUGGGAGAACGGCCACUUGCGUCUGCGUUACCAUCCCUGGUCUCGUUAUGGCUCCUUCCUGAAACCUCUGGAUGACUCCCAACACCUCCGGGUGGUAACUUUGGAGGAGAGGCCCUUUGUCAUCGUGGAACCGGCUGACCCGGGCACUAGCUCCUGCAUCCGAGACUCUGUACCCUGUCGAAUGCCUGUCAACACCAGUUUGGUGGUGGAUGGCACCGGGCCCAUGAAACACUGCUGCAAAGGUUUCUGCAUCGAUGUCCUCAAGAGACUGGCAAAGAUUGUGGGUUUCACCUAUGACCUUUAUCUGGUGACCAAUGGGAGGCAUGGGAAGAACAUUGAUGGGGAGUGGAACGGCAUGGUUGGAGAGGUGGUGUCCAACAGGGCUGACAUGGCCAUCGGUUCUCUCACCAUUAACGAAGAGAGGUCAGAGGUCGUAGAGUUCUCCGUUCCUUUCGUGGAGACUGGCAUCAGUGUCAUGGUUUCUCGCAGCAAUGGCACCGUAUCGCCUUCUGCUUUCCUUGAGCCCUACAGCCCGGCAGUGUGGGUGAUGAUGUUUGUGAUGUGCCUGUCGGUGGUGGCUGUCACCGUCUUCAUCUUUGAGUUCUUCAGCCCCGUGGGAUACAACCGCAGCCUGCAGAGCGCCAAGAAGUCAGGUGGAUCUAAAUUCACCAUAGGGAAGUCCGUUUGGCUGUUGUGGGCUCUGGUCUUCAACAACUCUGUGCCUGUGGAGAAUCCCAGAGGAACCACCAGCAAGAUCAUGGUGCUGGUGUGGGCUUUCUUUGCUGUCAUCUUCCUGGCCUCCUAUACUGCAAACCUGGCUGCCUUCAUGAUCCAGGAGGAGUACAUCGACACAGUGUCAGGGCUGUCUGAUAAGAAGUUCCAGCACCCAACAGAGCAGUACCCACCACUGCGUUUCGGCACAGUGCCAAACGGCAGUACAGAGGAGAACAUCCGCUCUAACUAUCCCAACAUGCACCAGUACAUGAUCCGCAACAACCAGAAGGGUGUGGAGGAGGCCAUUGAAAACCUCAAGACUGGGAAGCUGGAUGCCUUCAUUUAUGAUGCUGCGGUGCUGAACUAUAUGGCCAGAAAGGAUGAGGGCUGCAAGGUGAUGACCAUCGGCUCUGGUAAGGUGUUUGCCACUACAGGCUAUGGCAUCGCCCUGCACAAGAACUCCCGCUGGAAACGGCCGCUUGACCUCGCUCUGUUGCAACUGGUUGGAGAUGAUGAGAUUGAUAUGUUGGAGCGUCUCUGGCUGUCAGGUAUCUGCCACAAUGAUAAGAUCGAGGUGAUGAGCAGUAAACUGGACAUAGACAACAUGGCAGGGGUCUUCUACAUGCUGCUGGUGGCCAUGGGCCUCAGCCUCCUGGUAUUUGCCUGGGAACAUCUGGUGUACUGGAAACUACGCCACUGUGUGAAGCGAUCUGGCGGGAUGGAUUUCCUUUUGGCUCUCAGCAGGGGGAUGUACAGUUGCUGCCAGUUUGAGGAUGAGACAGCACCAGGAGUCAGAAAAGGCUCUUUGACCCAGUACCACACCAUGACCACCAUGCCUACGGCAGCUCAACAACACCUGGUUACAGCCACAAUAAAUAACACCACUGCCAUUGCCAUGGUGCAACAACAGCAGCAGCAGAAGCACCACCAACAACAGCAACAAGGGCAGACCUACACCACAAUGCUACCCGGAUCGCCGCCAACUACAGGACACUCAGCAAUGGCUCUCGGACCCUCAAACAGCCCCUUACUUGAAGGUCCCAUGCCCUGCUCCACCUUCUUGCCUCGGCAUGACCGCAGACUUGCUGUGGUCGAUCGCUGGAAUAGGCCAAAGCCAGAGAAAGUCAUGAGUGGAGGCAGUGGUGGAGGAGUGGGUGUUGGGGGGAUAGCAGGAGGAAUCAGUGAACUCCAGGCCCAGCAGCAGUAUCAUCAGAACCUUGGACAGCACUGGAACCUGCAAGGAGGAGUUACAGGUGGAGCAGGGGGGGGAGGUGACACAGGGCUAGAUGAAUAUAAGCGCUACUAUGGUCCUAUUGAUCCAGAGGGUCUAGGAGCAAAUUCGGACCAACAGGCAGGGGGCUCCCAGCAGACUCCCAAAGCUAAUCCUCGAGGCCCCAAAGCGUCAGGGAUACCACGUCAGCCUCCUAAAGGCCCCCAACAAGGCCCAGGGCACUUAAUCUCCAAGCCACCUCCACCGAUUCCAUCUUCCCCACGACGACCUCCUUUCUGGCGACGAGGAAGCCUCGUUCAGGCAAGGAGAAAAAGCUCAGGAGGUCCCCUGUAUGAGAAUAUACUCCCUCUGGGGAGGCGAGGAGGUGGGAGGUAUGGAGCAAGUGAUGGAGGUGGAAGAAGAGGGCGACGUCCACCUCCUCCUCCUCUGCCUGUCCCCCUUUCUUCCCCAACACACACCCCUACCACUCCCUCCUCCCCAUGCCGUUUCUACUCCUCCUGCUCCAGUGCCUCGUCCUCCUCCACUUCCUCUACAUCAUCCUCAGCCUCUUCUUCAUCCUCUGUGUCGCUCUCUAGGUCACAUUCACCCUCCUCUAGCUCCAGUGACAGCUCCUACAACUCCUCACUCAGUUUCCGGUAUCGAGCAGGCGACCGGGAUUUUAUGGUGGAUGACGAUUAUGACUCAGAUCUGCUUACAGAGGAGUCCAGCCUCCUCCUUGGGUCACGGAGGAAAAUUCGUUCACGUCGAAUGUCAUCGCGCUCACUGCCAUGCAGCCCUCCACCUCCACCAAUCCCACCCCGGAAGCCACGCCCUCAGAGAGAUUAUGGCAGAGAGAGAACAGGAAGCCAGCUGGCACAAUUACAAGAGUGGUGGGCAUCGUGGGGUGACAGAGAGCGUGGAAGGGGAGGAGCAACAAGCCGGGGUGAUGGAGGAGUGGGUAGAGAGGAGAAGAGGCACCACAAAGAGAGGGACCAUGAGAGAAAGAGGAGGAAGAAAGGCCGGAAGAAGAAGAAGAGGGAGGAGAGGGAGAGAGAAAGGGAGCGAAAGCGGCGCAAAACAAAGAAGAAGAAGAAAAAAGAUGAUAAAAUGAGGAGGAGAGAGAGAAAGAGGUCAGAGCAGGAGGGAGGAGAUGCUGAAAAAAGAGAAGAACUCAAAUCAGGUACACCAGACUACCCAUCAUACCCACCCCUGAGACGGGAGUCUUUUCGGAAAAAGAGUGAAAGCUCAAUCAGAAGUUAUGGAUGGAACAUUCCAGGCGAAGAUGAGAGGAAGGAAAGAGACGAGAAAGACAGGGAUGAUGGGGAAGACAGCAGAGGAAAAGAAAGACACCACAGGCGAAGGAACAGCAAACACUAUCAAAGCUCUAGCAGUAAGCCUUCUUCAUCUGUUAAGUUCUGGGGAGGGGGCAACCCAUCCUCUGACACCAUUCCAUCUGCCUUUCUGCCCUUGUUGCCUGUCACCUCUAAAAGGAGGAAGAGUAAAAGUUCAGACAGGGAUGCUGUAGGAAAGGAAGGAGAGAGGAGACCAUUGCUGGGACGGAACGGAAGAGCUGAGAUGCACUCCAAGGAGGGGUUGUCCUUCCACGAGUGGGAGUCCGAAGUAGAGCAAGAGGAAGAAGAUUCUGAGCUGGAGAGGAGGAAAGCAGAGCGUGGAAAGAGGCGUGGAGGAACAAGGACAAUGUCCGAUGAGGAGCGGGAACGCGAUAAAGUAGUUGGGAUAUAUUCUGAUGAUGAUGGUUCUUCAGGAGAGUUUGGGAAAUUUGAGAGGUACUGGGAGGAUCAUGAAGGCAGGGCAGUUGGUGGGAUUGGAGGGGGAGGUUGGUUUUUUAGCACCUACCCCUCCAGGGAUAAAGUUGGCAGCAUCAACAGUAGAGAUGACCUGUUCCUGGAGCGAGGAGAGAGGUGGGGGACAGCAGAAAGUGGAUGGGGGUCUGGUGGACGGGGUGGUGGAGGUGGAGGAGAUGGAGGAGACAGAGGGUGGGGAUCAGGGUCACACUGGCCCCCGCCUCCUCUCACGCCACCACCUCCUCGACGAUACUGGUCAGUGGACAAGCUCCACAUACAAGAUGAGAAGAAGAGUAAACGCAAGUCAAAGGACAAGGGAAGGGGGCAUGCAGCUUGUUCCUCCUGUCAUUCCCCCCGACACCAUCCGCACUCCCAUUCCUCCAAAUGGGCUCGCAUAAGUUCGCGAAGCCAGGAAGAGCUGUACCACCACUGUCAGAGUUUCGGUGGUCCCCUGAAGUCCAAACAUGACUCAUCAUCGUCCUCCAAACCUGAUCGUUCACAAAAUCCAUCCAAAUCUGGCAGUCAGUCAAACCUCAGUAUCCAGCAGCGGACACAGAGAACAGAUAGGGAUCGAGAUCGAGGACGGCAACCAUCCCCACCUCCGACACUCAUACCUAAUUUGCCUCCCCCCCUACCUGCCCUUCCAGCUCCUCCAACCACAUCUCAUCCUAUCCACGUUCCUCCUACCUCUUCCUCUUCUGUAUCUUCUCCCUCUGUUGUCUCAUCUACCCCAGGGGCACCACAGCCCUCCUCCAUGGCUUCGGCAAGUGCUAAACUACAGUACCAGAGAUUGCGCUCUGUACCUCAGCCCCAGAGGUUUCCUCAGUCUCCUCACUUACCCCUCAAAGCCAAGAGCCUUUGCUCGCGAAGGGGCUCGGCCCAUUUCUCUAGCGUGGAGAGCGAGGUCUGAAGUUCAACAAGGUAUCAAAAGUCAUAAGAGAUCCCUGCAAGGCUGACGCUAUGCAGGUGAUUUGGAUCUGAAUCUGCCCAGCAGCAAACAUGGCAAGGCAGCCAAGUCAGUACAGUAUACGCACUGAGCCCUUUCCUAAAGGUCUGCACAAACAAACAAACCAGAAAGCCAAACAAACCCAGUGGGGUUGGUCAAAUGAAAACAGGAGCAACCUUGUGCUAUACUGUUUCUUUUAUUCCUCUCAGUAUGUGAAUGACUACAACCACAGCCACAACUUGCAUUCUGAACCAAUACACUAAAAGCAAAUCAGACAUUAAAAGUGGUACAACCGAAAGAGACUCCUUUACUAUAGACAGUAAAGGGCUUUGGAUGUUGAAGCAGAGCAGUAGUUUGUAUUCAGAAGAUUCUUAAUGCUUACUGAGGGCUCAGGAACUUUGUAGUACUGUAUGCCUGCUGCUCUCGGAAGCCUUUAACACAGAACAAUGUUCUUAUUUUUUUUCCUUAAAUGAAACGCUUACCCCUACUUUCCUUUUUCCUUAACAAACUGUUUACACCCCCGCAGAACUGUGACACCCUUCUGAGGCACGUUUGUUGUGUAUGAUCAAUACCUUCUUGUUUAGAGGGAGAGGAGGGUGAUAACCACCUUGUCGUCUCUGUGUUAUCCAUGCAUCCUCUCUUGUUAGCUUCUCUUUUGUUCUCUCCUAUCUUUUCCCCCCUUAUUCUCUCCUCUUACCUCCUCUACCUCCGUAUUUUCUUUCUCUCUCUUUUUCUCUGCUGUACCUUCUUUUCCCACCUUAUUCACAUGUCUGUCUUCUCCUCAUCUCUCUUGACAUCUCCUCGCCUGUCCUCCCCUCUUGGCUCCUCUCCUUGAUGUGAUUAUUAUGUGUGUCUGUGCAUUUCUGUGUUUGUAUUCUUGACAACAGGGUAAGUCAACUGUGACUGAUAUUCUACUGGCUUAAUGAAAAGCUGAGUGCCAAACUUAAGUAGAGCUCAACAUCAAUCUGUACAACAUUAGCUGCUGUGUUUCCUUUUCUCUUGCAGAGUAUUCCAUCAUCUCCCAAAAAUGUGCACAUGCAAGUACACAUUCACACACACAUAAAAGUACACACACUUGCUGUCAAUUCAUCUAUUCUCUUUCUUGAGCAAUACAUUAUUCAUCCUCUGUUCAUGUUACAAUUUUAUACUUUGAAACCUUUAUUUUACUUCUGUGUUGUAGUAGUUGUUGUUGUUAUUAAUGGUGUUCUAUAUAUCAAAACAUGUAUUAAUUCUAAUACAAUGUAAGCACUGUGCCAUACUACUCAAGCUGCACAUGAAACAUUCUCUCAACUACCUAACUACGACAAUGGAGGCAGUGUCUUUUCUCUCCCUGUAUUUGACUGAAUGUAAAGUCAGCCACCAACAAGUGUGCUGCAUCAACAUCUAAGACACUUGGAAAUGGAAAUUGUAGCAUUUCCGAUGGAUUCAUAAGAUAUUCAUAACAUCUUUGUUGAUAUAGCCUGAAGUAAGCAACGGUAUGUUACCCUUGCAGGGUAAGUGUACAUGCAUCAUGCUUAAGGAUUAGAUCUGCAAUGAGUAACAUUUUUAGAGUUUUAAAUCUUUUGUUGGUUUUCUCCUUCAAGUGGUUCAAUCGGUGCCAAGACUACAGCAAAUGUUUGCAAAUAUAAAACUAAUUAACCCAGGUUUGCUUGCCAUCAAGCAGGAGAUAUGUUUCCAACAUGCUAGGUAGAGCUACACAGUUUUGUUAGACAAAGUAAAGGAUUGUUGCAGGGAAAUGUAUAGCCUUAUGCUGAUGCCUCUUGCCAUAUGUUUUGUGCAAAGUAUGAGUAUGAAGGUAUGUAUUUUAAUCAACUUGUUAACCAAGACUAUAUGAUAGAAGGGGGAGGAUUUUGAUUGGUGUGAAAAUAAAUCAAGUGCAAGUGCCGUUUUGAUGUCAAAGAGACUGUGCCUAUGUUGGAUGCUAGCAGUAUAGACAGUUUUGAAGAAGUGCUGGAUCUGAGUGAUGGUUUAUGAAAGACACAGUAGCACCUCCUGUGAGAUUUUGUUUUUUUUUAAAGUAUUUCUCACCUUGUAAAUGUAUAACCAAGAGCUAUAGCUUUUUAAUCCAUGAUCAAGCUGACACCAGCAGUUACACUCCGAUGUCAAGCACUUAGCUAGAGUAGGUAGUUAUAUCCAUCAACAUUAGAAUUUAGUAUCAGGACAUUGAACAUCAAUGGGGCUUUAGUGGAGAGGCAAGAGCCGUUGGCACCAUGGCGUUUGUGUUUUUGAGUCAGUCAUAAUGCCUGAGCCAUCUUUCCCACACAAGUCUGAUCAGCUCUUGUUGUUUGCCUAGAACUGCAUCUGAGCCAUAAUUUACUUAAGCUGAAGAGAACAAAAAGAGAAUUUAAGUUUUUAAACAUAAACUUGUUGUGUAGUUUGCCUUUGUUUAAGAAAAAAAUCUAGAUACAUAUAUAUAUAUAUAUAUCAUAUAUAUUUGUGGCGGUGGGUAGCAUUAGAGAAAAUAGUUGUUUAGCAUCUUGAUAUUUGGGGAUAUUGUUUCUCAUUCCAAGUCCAUUCCAUAUUAAUAUAAAUAUGUGUUAAAAACACAUAUUCACUCAUAAUCACGGAUCGGGAGAUUAAUUUGUUCAAAUUUUAGAUUUACUAAAAAGACUGUAUUAAGCCAAGUUGGAGGAAGUGCUUUGCUUAUUACAAUCAGCAAUCAACAGCUUAUACAAAUUUCAGUGAAAUCAGGAAAAGCGUGGAGUAAGUGUGACAUGUUUCAGGGCGUUCACACCGCAAGCAACUCAAGUCUGUUGCCUCAAAUACAAACAAUCUGUAUGACCUAUAAGAAAAUUUAGCUUACUUUUGUCUUUGAAAGGUUAGCUGCAGUUAAAUGAUUGGGCUCAUUUGUCUUGCUGUGUGUCACCCUGUUGCUGAAACACUACAGCAUCAGUGAGCUAGCAUACACAGGUAAUUGCACAUUAGUACGGCACAGCAGCUGCUAGUGGUGUGAACACAGAGCAUGGGUGCUUCAUCAGAGAAAUGAGCCACCAGUCUUUCCUUCUCUCCCCUUACCUCUUUUCCCUCAUGUCUAUCCAUUGUGUUGGUGCGUGUCUGCAAUUGUAAAGCUGGUCUGUUUUUAAAAAAGAGUAUCUGUGGAUAUAUUUAUUUCAUCAAAAAAAUUGCAUAUCUAAAUAUAUAUGAUAGAAUAUUUCAAGGCGCUAAGAUCUAUGUUAUAUAAGUUUGUCUACUAAAUUUUCGGUAUUAUCUUAAUGAAUUAAUGUCUUUUUUGUCUGUCUGUCUCUCCUUGUCUCAAACCUCCUGCCCAGCUCCCUACCCCCCAGCGAGAACAGAGACCAGUAUGUAACUGUGUUUUUGCUCACUUAAGACCAACCAUCCGCCUCCAUUAGCUAUCUACUGUAGCUAACGCUAAGAUUUCAACAAAGUGACAAUGUGGAGGGGGGCGCGAGUGUCUUAUGACCGUGUCACUGUAGCAGUGGCGGCGUGUGUUUGUCUACCCAGAGGGGCCUUUAUUUUUGGUUUGGGCUACAGAUUAAUGACUAAUUAAACCUUUUAUGGAUACAGCAGCUUUUACCACAACUCUCACUUGUGUAGGGGUCUGUUUCGGGUUCACAUCAGACCCUGGAGUUUAUAUCUCAGUGUAGAGUGAGGUGACCUCUUUCAAACACAAUGUAGCGAGCAGCACAGGCUUUUUUUGCAUCUUUUAGUAGCUGUAUUAUAUACAAAAACAUGCACAGCUACCCCUGCCAACCAACCUAUACAGUAUAUAUAAGGACUUUGAUAUACGUACAUAGUGUGUUGUAUUUGCCAAGCUGCUGUGCUGUAAAACAAAAGAGGAAAAAAUACACAACAAACACACUGUUUCUUUCUUAAUUUUACAAAACUGGUCAAGCUAAUACGACACAUGUCAGGGGCAGGGCUAAAUCUUAGUGUGGUUUCCACUAAGACCAAAAACUGGUCAAACCAGGGCUUUCUUUUUUGAUAAUAACUUCAAAAAACAUUAUCAGUAUUCCCCCUUUUACCAGCAAAAAAGGGUUCCUAAAUUGACAACAAUGACCCUGCACAUGUCAUUGAGUGAAACAUUGAAACAACACUGCCUGAAAGUUUUAUUUUUUUUAUUAAAAUUUCACAUACAUAGAUACCAAAAUAAUUAAGGAAAUCUUAAAAGAUACAUGUGAGGGUGUGAUAGAAGCCAAUAAUGGCUUAUAUGAAUAACCAUACCCAGAAAACAUAACAUACAGUAAAGAUAUAAUACAAAAUCACAAAUACAUUUUAAAUAUUAAGAGGUAGGAGAUAGGUGAUCCACCCUGCAGGCCAACUUACACUUUUACAUUCUUAUGAUACAUUAAUGUAAGUCAGUGUGGUCCAAAGUAAAUCAAAUUUCAACACGUUAUUUAGAACUAUAUGAAGCAUUUACUGGCCCUGAGCCCUGGUAAGCCCAAUUUUAGCCUUCAGUGGAAACACAUUCACAGUUUCUGCCUGUACACCUCUGAACAAAGGCCUUGUAUUAAUACUGCUGUAUUGACUGACUGUAUGAGAUGAUGGCUAGUUGUGCUACACUUUAUUGUCAGCGCCUCACACAUGCAUACAGACACACACACAGACACUCACACACACGCACACAGGCUGCCACCACAGGUUCAGCCACAUCUGCCACCAGUGGGGACAAUGACAAUACUGUGAUGUACUGCAAGCAGGACAGAAAUAAAAAGAUGAUUUUAAUAAAGAAG
Micropterus salmoides (largemouth bass) is the source of this 11132-nucleotide messenger RNA. It is a transcript of the gene grin2da, whose product is annotated as glutamate receptor, ionotropic, N-methyl D-aspartate 2D, a. The record is from RefSeq and is a predicted model, not a curated record. NCBI's taxonomy places the organism in Eukaryota, Metazoa, Chordata, Actinopteri, Centrarchiformes, Centrarchidae. Gene Ontology annotation, cellular component: postsynaptic density membrane; plasma membrane; postsynaptic membrane. Gene Ontology annotation, biological process: long-term synaptic potentiation; synaptic transmission, glutamatergic; monoatomic ion transport. Gene Ontology annotation, molecular function: transmitter-gated monoatomic ion channel activity involved in regulation of postsynaptic membrane potential; NMDA glutamate receptor activity. Bases 433 to 6405 code for a protein of 1990 amino acids. The transcript is spliced from 19 exons.